Physcomitrium patens is the source of this 1734-nucleotide messenger RNA. RefSeq names its product tetratricopeptide repeat domain-containing protein PYG7, chloroplastic. Gene Ontology annotation, molecular function: protein binding. Lineage: Eukaryota; Viridiplantae; Streptophyta; Bryopsida; Funariales; Funariaceae. The record is from RefSeq and is a predicted model, not a curated record.
AUUCCACCACCGCCCGUCCUCCGUUGUUUCAAUAUCCAGUUAAUCAACAUUUGUGGUAUUUUUUUUCCCCACCAGUUGUUCUUCGAGUCGAACCCCACCCCAGCAGGUUUACUCCUGCGGUUGACCGGGAGCAAACUAUCUCCCGAAUUACCCUUUAUUCCUCGAUUCCGCUUCUUUGGUGGUCGCUAAUCCCACUUCCGUAGCUUUAGAGUGGCCAUCCGUGGUAGCCUAAUGAUACAGUAGAUUUGAGGAUUGUGGGAGGUUCGUUCUUGGCGGUAGAGAGGUUUUUAGGAUUGUCAGUUGCGGUUCGUGUUGGCGGAGGGUGUUUUGUUUGUUUGAGAGUCUUCUGAGAUUAGGUUUCUGAUAUAGAGAGUUGUAGCGUUGAUGGCAGCUGCGAUGGCCAGCUGCCGGGUUCUCGGGGGCGCGGAAGGCGUUGCGCUGCUGCCACUGCAGAUUCAGUCUAUUGAGGGCAAAAGGCCUGGGAGGUGCAAUGCGAGGUUUGUGGGUGGGAAGUUUGGAAGUUGCUUGACAAUUGGGCGGAAGAGGACCGCUGUGGUGCAAUCGGAGUUUGUUACUGCGACCCUGGCUUCUCGGCUUUCCCAGCUGCAAUAUUCAUCAGCUGCAAGAGACUCUUCACACUGGAGGCAAAAUGUUUAUCUGAAAAAUAUCUUCACCAACGAUUUCUGCUCAACUGAGAAUGACGGAUUGACUGGUGGGGCAGCAGGUGAAGAUGCAAUUUCAAACAGUGCAUUGGUAGGUCUUCUCGCCCUGCCUGCCUUGGCGGGGUUCCCUGGUACAGCAAAUGCUUCCGUCUUUGAACCAAACAUGGCAUACGGCGAGGUUGGUGCUGGUUUGGAAUUCGGAGUGCAGUUGAUCUACUUGGGAGCUUUGUUAUCUCUGCUGGCGGCUGGUAGUUUCUUGGUGGUUCGUCAAGUUCUCAUCCGCCGUGAGUUAGAGUCUGCGGCCAAAGAUUUGCAGGAUCGAGUGCGUAGUGGAGAGGCUUCUUCAGAGGAAUUCUUUGAGCUAGGAGCUGUUAUGCUGCGAAAGAAGUACUAUGUGCUUGCAAACAAGUAUCUGGAGCAAGCUAUCAAGAAAUGGGAUGGUGAUGAAGCCGACUUGGCGCAGGUGUACAAUGCGUUGGGCUUCAGCUAUUUCAGCGACGACAAGCUCGAUGCGUCCAUCAGCCAGUACGAGAAGGCAGUGACGCUUCAACCUGGGUAUGUGACUGCAUGGAACAACCUAGGAAAUGCGUAUGAAGUGAAAAAGGAUUUCCAGAAAGCCCUGAAAGCUUACGAGGAAGCCUUGCAAUUCGAUCCUAGUAACAAGAUUGCUCAGCGACAACGUGAUGCUAUGAAGGAGCGGGUGACUCGGUUCCGAGGAAUCCCUGCCAAAGAUUGACCUGUGCCACGUCUCUGUGUCUGGAGAUCCUUAGAUUAGCGAGGUUUGCUUUGUAGUUCCACUCUCGGCCACCGGCCUGUGUCAUCGGCAAAUCCCAUCUGCUGUACCGCUCUAGCAACCACCUUUUCUGCUAAGAAAUAUCUUCUGGGCAGUGUGGGCAACGUGAGUAGAGUAGGUAGUACCUUGAAGGCACUUGAAACUGUGGGGAAGGCGGCCACUCAAGUUCUUUCGAGGCAAGACUGUUUUUUGUGUCUUGAAAGGUGUACAAUUUUGUAAGCAUGGUAUGGACUAGACUAAUCUCAAAGAAUUCCUCUGAAUAUGCUUUUCACAGGCGCA